UUUUUGUUUCGUUGCUUCACUCAACUCCAACACAAUGCUCGUCCGAUCUGCGUUGAAUCCGCAGUCAACCGGCUCUGCUCUCCAGCUGCUGCUGCUGCUGCCGGUGGCGCCCACUGCCGCUGCUGCUCGCAUGCAUGGCGGAUCCGUCGCUCAGCGGAUCCACUUCCGCAGCCAGUCCUCGGCUUCAGCUUCAGCUUCUGCUUCUGCUUCUGCGCUUGCUGUUCACAUGGCAGCACGAGGACGCGGUCGUCUUGGCUCCAACAACCCCAUCCAGACCACCACUCUGGCCACUCUGACCACUCUCAAUGCUCUCGCUGCUGCUACUACUGCUCUCACUGCUCACGCUCGAGCCCUGCACUCGCAGUCGACGCCCGCGCUCGCACGCCCCGGCCGCUUGAAUCCGCUCGUCGCGCAGUCGCUCUCGGCGUCCAUGUCGGGCGGCCUCAUCCUCUCCAAGGACAUCCCCGUCGGUCCGCAGCCGCCGCUGUACACGCUUGCUGGCCUCAAGUCGCGCUGGAACCGGCUUCGGCGGCGUGUCCAAAACUUUGGCAGUGCUGCAUAUCUGAGAAAGCUGGAUGGCGAGUUUGGACGUGCGACGUUCGCACCGAUUGCUCAGACGCUUGCGAACGAAAUCACCACCUGCGUUGCGACUGGCCAGCAUACUCGUCUCCAGGCGUUGACUUCACAGCGAUUCUACGAGCAACUCAAGAAGGCUCCCAAAUCACCCACUGGCGCUCCUAUCAUCGAGCAGGUCGACAAGCCAAAGAUUGUCAGCAUUCAGCUUGUGAACGCCACUGCGCAAACCAUGCUGGCCCAAGUCACUGUGGAAUUGUCGCAAAAAGAGAACGGCCACCACGCCUUCAAGUACCCUGUUUUUGAGCGACAGCUUCGAUUGGACGCGUCCAAGACCCAAGCACUCUCUUGCACUCCAUGGAUUGUGAUUGGCAAGGUGGAUCCUCCGACCGAACCCAUCACCACCACCACUUCUCAAUAGCGAUGCUUCUCAAUACAGCUGUUUGGGUUGCCUUUCUUUCUUUUUCCAGACUUUCUUUCUGCCACAGAAUUCCUUUUUUUUUGCUCAGUCAAUAGACAAGAG
Messenger RNA from Capsaspora owczarzaki ATCC 30864, 1096 nucleotides. RefSeq lists its product as hypothetical. Gene Ontology annotation, cellular component: mitochondrion. Bases 35 to 994 code for a protein of 319 amino acids. Lineage: Eukaryota; Filasterea; Ministeriida; Capsasporidae. The transcript has 5 exons. The record is from RefSeq and is a predicted model, not a curated record.